This is a messenger RNA of Acaulospora morrowiae, 4269 nucleotides long. The record is from the annotation of a GenBank genome assembly. NCBI's taxonomy places the organism in Eukaryota, Fungi, Glomeromycota, Glomeromycetes, Diversisporales, Acaulosporaceae.
AUGGGCGAUCUUGGUCAGCAAAGCAAAAGUUCGCAGACUCAAUAUCCAAAACGGCAAGUAGAAUCCGACGAUCGCAACGGCGAAGGCCUUUUUUUAGAAGAAAACAAUUCUUUCUUGGCAAAAAAUUAUUUCGGACCAGCAAUAGGUCGCCCUGCUACACUACAGGACAUGGAUUCCGAGGACACUUCUUCAUUAUCAAGUGCUAGCACGACAUUAAGAAAAGGCAAACAUUUCGAUUCAUCUGAUAAACAUUCCUCGUCGAUACAAGGCAAAAAACUAAAUAAUCCCGUAACGAUUAGCGAGGAUUCGAGGGCUUUCCUUUCAAGUCUGUCCCCAGAAACUCAAAGCAUUAUCAGUUCUGUAAGAUCCUCAAGCAGUACUAUUAAUGAACACAGAAAGAAACCCAAUGUAUCACGUUCUAUGGUAGAUGAAAUAUUGAGAGAAGCUAGAUUGAAGGCUGCGACCCGUGCUUUGGAAAGUGGUUCGUCAAACUCCUCGAGAAAAUCAGAUGUGCAACGGUCGAAAGGUGGUGAAAGCCAUAAGAACGACGAGACUGAGAUUAAUCAUAUACAUAGGUCAAUGGAUUCGAAAAAAUAUUCGAUAACGACGGCAGAUGAGUACGAUCAUGUAGUAGAAAGCAGGCAAGGUAACAACGCGUAUGAAGAAGCUAGACUCGAAUCAAGACAAGAUUCGGGAUUCACCGCCGAUGAUUGGAUCGACGAACAGGCAAGACUCAAAAAAGAUGACAAGUCGCAACAAAUUGAAACUGCGAAAAAUUCAGAAGACACGACAAAAAAUCGUCCUCCAUCGCGUAUGUCUUUACCAACUCGUCUGGCAAGUUUAAUAGGUAUUCAUACUGGAGAUUCGAGUUCAACAAAAGCAGAAAAUAAUCGCGAUAUGAAUGGUACAUCAGGUAGCACGGUCUACAAUGAAACCUUUUCAUCCGAAUCAAAAGAACUUAAUCAUAAUAGUGCUGCUGCUUCCAGCCUGGACGAAAAAACCACCAGUAAAGGCAUCGUUUCCAAUGAAGCUGACAAUUCUAAGAAAGUGCCUGACAUAUCUAUCGAUACAAACAUCGGGAAACCGCGUAAAGAACAAAGAUAUGUGGUAAGAUCUCCAGCUUCCCCACGAUAUACUAAAAAACGAACUGUGAUUCGUCGCGCGAAUGUUAGAAUUCACCCAAAAAAUCCUUCCGAUACAUCGGAUGAUUACCAACGGAACUCCAAAUCACCCCUAAAAACCGUGGAAAUAUCUAAUGAGUUGGAUGAAAUAUCGGCACAAUUUCAAGAUGCCCUUGGUGAAUUCUCGAAAAGAUACCAAGAUUCGACUGUGGCACUUGCAGAAAAAUCACACCUUCUAAAGAAAAACCAAGAGUUGUGGCAUAUUCUUGCUGCUAAAGAAGAAGAGAUCGAUUGUUUAAAGAACGAAUUAUGGGAAGCCGGUAAUAAGAUUCAAGAUUACGAGGCAGACCUUAAGGACAUUAUUAUACAGCAACAGGAACCUCUCGCUCUCAAUCAAGAAGACUUAAUUCGCAUUGAAAGAGAGAUCGAAGAUCAGGAAGUUUUGAUUAGUGGAUAUCAAAAGGAAAACGAUAAAUUAAUGAACGAAUUAAAAAGCAUGAAUGAAAAGUUAAGGUCUGCUGAUAGGGAACAGGAGGAGCAACAUUCCAAUAUUAGCGAAUUGCACAAGGAAAAUGAGAAGUUAAAGGAAUUACUACAUGAGAAAGAAUCUCAGGAGUCCUUACCUGAGGGUGCCGCGCAACAAAUAGAGGAUAUGAAAAAAGAAAUUGAAAGAUUAAGGGAAAAAGAGAAAUCACAUGAUUUUAAAGACAUUGCGUUGAAAGAAAUGGAGGAAUUGAAAAAAGAAUUAAGUGUACUAAGGGAUAGGGAUAGUGAAUAUAUGAUCAAAGUCGAUGAUUUAGAACAUCAAUUAUCUAAAGCUCGGGACGAAGUCGAAGAAAUAACACGAUCAAAAACAGAAUCUCUCGAGAAUUUAACAGAAGAAAUGAACAUGAUGAAAUUCACAUAUGAAUCACAAAUUGAGAAAGUGAAGAAGGAUGCUACCUCCAAGGAAGCCAAAGAACAACGUUUCCGUAAAUUACAGAGCGCACUAGAAAAAAUUGAGGAUCUAAUAAACACUUCCGAAGUAACAAAAAUCUGUACAGAUUUACGAAGGACUAACAUUCUACCACCGAAAAAAAGGCGCAAGUCUACAAGCGAAGUUUCAAAGGACACUUAUGGAUAUGGUAGCACUGAAACUCGUUCACCCCGCUCUCCCACAACCAAAACUCUGAGAAGAAGCCCAUCACGCUCAUCUAUGAGCAAGUCUCGAGCGAGUUCCAUUAGUCGUACUGUGAGUCCUACUCCCUCCAUGCAAUCUAGUGUGAGCGCAUUCAGUAGUAAGACAGAUCUUCAUGACGAUAGCUUGUUUGACAGCGAAGAAGUCAUCGAAUUAAGAGAGAAGGUUAUGAAACUUGAAGAAGAAAGUAACUCAUCUCGAGAAUUAGCGGAAAAGUUAGAAGACGAGUUGAAGCUAGCGAAGGAAAUAAAAACCAGACUAGAGGAAACAAUAGAUAGUCUUAAGAAAGAACAUGCUGAAUACAAGGAACAACAUGACCGUAAAAUGCACGAGAUGGAGGAAUUAGUAAUGCUAAUUCAAUCGGAUACAUUAGAGACCAACGAAGAAGAAAAAGUCACUACACCUAAUCCUCCACCAGUAGUUACUGAUCCAAAUCUUCUAAAAGAAUUGAACAAUAAGCAAAGCAUUAUCGAAGAAUUGGUUGCGAAGCUUAAGAGGAAGGAAGAGCAAUUAGAGUACUAUCAAAAUGCUUAUCUUGAAAAAACUGAAGAAUUUGAACAGUUAAUUGAACGUACACAAGCUCAGGCUCAGGGAGUAGCCGGUGCAAGUCCACCACCGGCUUCAGUAUCUAAUGAUGAUUCUAUUCCAAAUAACAGUAAUGCUUUGAAAUACCUUAACGAUGCUUUACCUGGUGACGAAUUAGGUGACCUUUCCUCACUACCAAUUACCAGUGAUAUUAUGGGUCUUUUUGGAGGUCUUGGUGACGAUGGAGAAUUUUCAGUGAUAGAAAAGCUUAUUGCACAAUUAGAAAGGACCAUUGUUGAGAGGACAAUGCAACGAGAUGCAGCACAUCAAAGAGCUACAGAUGCUGAAUCAAAAUUAUUAGCAAUUUCAAGGGAAAAAAUGUCAUGGGGAAGCGGAUACGAUACAACGGUUAAACAGCUCAAAACCCAGGUUCAGCAGUUACAAGAGCUAUUACAAUUAGAGAGGAAAGCAGCACGAAAGACCAAUAAUUCUGCAACUCUCUCCGAAAAAGAAUCUACUAUGGAAAAUGAUGAAAGUAAACUUGUAUCAAAUGAACCAAAGCCUCCAACAUCGACUGAACAGAAACCGUCAAACCCUCCAUCAGAUGACCAGUCAUCCAGCUCUGAUCUCAGAAAACUCCGUAGUCAAAUCGAGUCGCUUACUGCGGAAAACAUUACGCUGAGAACUCAAUUGAAAACUUCGGAAGCCGUAAGACAAGCAGUUCACGAAAAUACAUUGACCAUUUUACAACAAAAUAACAAAUACAAUCUCGCCACCGACGAAGACGAAUCAGGAUUAAGAAAAUUGGCAAUGGAGAAAGAUGCUGAAGUCAGUGUGUGGAAAGGAAGAUGUGCUGGUUUGGAACACGUCGUUGAAAGGCAGCGCGAGCUACUUGCUCAUGUGGUUCCUACGGUCAAAAAGGGUCAGAUAAAUGAAAAACAUACGGGAAAGUUAUUCGACGAUGAUGCUAUAGAUAUAAAGGAAUUCGCAGGCCUUAAUGAAAAUGCUAAACAAAUAAUUCAGAAACUCCAUGAGGAAAAUGUAUUAAUGAGGCAAGCUCUCUCAAUAUGUUGUCAGCAGUCAAAUGGAAAAAUUGACGAUGCACCACCUAAAUAUACUCCUUUGGAACCCAAUGCGAAAUCUACACCUACAGCAGUUCAACUUGAAGCCCUAGGAUUGCAGAUCUCUGAGAUGGAAGCCCGCUUCCUUAAAAGAGAGAAGGAAUUACAAGAAGUGAUAGCCGAUACUAAACGCCAAGGGGAGUUACAAUUAGAACGUUGGAGGGCAAAAUGGGGUGCUAUAAUUGACAAGAAAAAUUCUGAAAUAAAGGGUUUCAGGAAUGAGCUGGAAGCUUUAAUGAAAUGCUUGGGAAAUCUUGAUAUAGGGAAUGGUGGUGGGAUAAGUAAUGGAAUAAUACCAAAUUCGAUUACGAAAAAUAUCAGUUAA